This is a messenger RNA of Zasmidium cellare ATCC 36951, 441 nucleotides long. RefSeq lists its product as uncharacterized. The transcript has 3 exons. The record is from RefSeq and is a predicted model, not a curated record. The coding region runs from base 1 to 441 and encodes 146 amino acids. NCBI's taxonomy places the organism in Eukaryota, Fungi, Ascomycota, Dothideomycetes, Mycosphaerellales, Mycosphaerellaceae.
AUGGCGCCAAAGAAGUCCAAGCCCGCAAUGACAAAGACCGCACCUCAAAUCGAGAGCGACAGCGACGAGCCAACUCAAAGCCAAGAAGCAUCCCAAUCACAAUCGCAGGAGUUCGAUGCCAAAGCCAUCGAAGCCGUCGUGCAGAAGCAGAACGAGCAGAGCCGAGCCCGCAAAGCCCAGCGAGCCAAAGAGAUCGAAGCCACCAAGAAACAACGCAUCGACAAGAUCCAGCGAAAGAUGACCGACCUCAAGAAGGCCCAUGAGCAGGAGCUCCGAACAAUUCAAGCCCCCAAAAUCGCCCGUCUGCGCGACCUCAUCCAAAAGCGCCGCGACAUCGACAACAAGAUCGCUGCUUGCUGGGGCCAUAUCGACCAGGCGUACGAGUCGACGACCCAGCAGUACCAGUUCGCAUUAGGAGGUCGACUGGAGGACUUGGGUUGA